AGCCGGAAGCAGGAAAAGCGGCUCGCGGGGCUCCGGCGGGCAGAGCGGCGGGAUGUCACGGAGCGGCAGGCCGAAGAAGGUGGACUCUCUGGCGGGCUUCAGGUCGCGGCGCGGCCCGGCGGGGGAGGAGGAGGAGGCGGCGGAGGAGGCGGCGGAGGUCCCGGCGGGGCUGCUGAAGGAGGCGCGGAGGAGCGGACAGCUCAACCUGUCCUCCCGGGGACUGACGGCCGUGCCCCCCGCCGUGUACCGCCUGGACGUGGACGCCCCCCCGGAGGCGCGGCGCGACGUCAGCUUCGCGGCGGCGGCGGAGCAGCGCUGGUGGGAGCGCGCCGAGCUCACCAAGCUGCUGCUGGCGUCCAAUCGGAUCGCCCGGCUGGACGACGACGUGCGGCUGCUGCCCGCCCUGCUGACGCUGGACCUCCACGACAACCGGCUGAGCGACGUGCCGGAGGCCCUGGGGGAACUGACGCAGCUGCGGCAGCUCCGGCUCGGUCAGAACCAGCUGAGGCUCCUCCCCCUCGGCCUGUUCUCCGCCUCCGGCCUCCAGACCCUGUCCCUCCAGAAGAACCAGCUGGAGUCGGUCCCGGAGCAGCUGGGGAACCUGACCCGGCUGACCCACCUGGACCUGUCCCACAACCUCCUGGGGGCGCUGCCGGACUCGCUGGGGGGCCUGGAGUCCCUGCUGGACCUGCAGCUGGCCCACAACCGGCUGGGCCGCCUGCCGCCGGGCGCGGCCCGCCUCACCCGCCUGCGCUCUCUGGACUGCUCCCACAACCUUCUGGACGAGCUCCCGGCCGACCUGUCGGCGCUGACCGGCCUGGAGCAGCUCCGCCUCCGGCACAACAGGCUCCGCCUCCUCCCCGAGCUCCUCCCGCCAAAUCUCAAGGAGCUGUACCUGGGCAACAACCACCUGGAGGCUGAGGGGGCGGGGCCCCUGUCCGGCCACGCCCACCUCUCCGUGCUGGAUCUCCGCGGCAACCGCCUGGCCCGCGUGCCCGACGGCGUGGCGGCGCUGCAGACGCUGACGCGCCUGGACCUGGCCGACAACGACAUCGCCACGUUGCCCCCGGCGAUCGGCCUGCUGCCGCGGCUGACGGCGCUGCAGCUGGAGGGGAACCCGCUGCGCGGCCUCCGCCGGGACAUGCUGACGAAAGGAACCGGAGAGCUUCUCAAGUACCUGCGGGGACGAAUCCAACCCGAGGAACCGGCGGAAGCGGCGGAACGUUCCGGACUCCGGUUGCCCAGCGACGACCCGCUCCACGCCGAGAGCAUCAGGACCCUCAAAGUGCUGGACUACAGUGACAGGAAGGCGCUCCAGGUCCCGGACGAGCUGUUCGCCGCCGCCGCCGCCGCCGACAGCGUCACCAGGGUGGACCUGAGCAGGAACCAGCUGAGCUGCGUGCCCGACGGCCUGGCGCUCCUCGCUUCCUCGCUGCGCGACCUCAGCCUGGCCUUCAACCGCCUGACGGCGUGCUCGCCGGCGCUGUGCGGCCUGCGGCAGCUCACACACCUGGACCUCAGGAACAACCAGCUGAGCGAUCUGCCGCCCGACAUGACGACGCUGGAGAAGCUGCUCUGCAUCAACUUGCAGUUCAACAGGUUCCGCUCGGUCCCCGAGGUGCUGCACCAGCUGGGCUCCCUGGAGACCCUGGUCCUGGGGAACAACCAGAUCCAGGAAGUGGACCCGGCGGGGCUGCGGGCCCUGGAGCGCCUCAGCACCCUGGACCUGUCCAACAACGACCUGACCCGGGUCCCUCCUGAACUGGGACUCUGCUCCAGUCUCCGGCGUCUGGUCCUGGAGGGGAACCCGUUCCGGACUCCGAGGCCCGCCGUGCUCGCCAAGGGGACCGAGGCGGUCCUGGAGUUCCUGCGGGGCCGCGUGGUUCCCCCCGCCCCCCCCCCGCCCCCACAAUAAAAAAAUAAAAGCCCCGCCCCCUC
Molecule: messenger RNA, 1938 nt
Organism: Salarias fasciatus (jewelled blenny)
Lineage: Eukaryota; Metazoa; Chordata; Actinopteri; Blenniiformes; Blenniidae
Gene: lrrc40
Product: leucine rich repeat containing 40
Exons: 15
Coding region: 53-1915 (620 amino acids)
Cellular component (GO): cytoplasm
Molecular function (GO): protein binding
Source: RefSeq, a predicted model, not a curated record